AUGCCUUACUCACAAUUACACACUUUACAAAAAAAUGACAACAAUAACAUUAAUACUAAUAAAAGGUAUUAUUGUUAUAGACAUAAAUUAGAUCUAAAGAGAAAUUCUAUGAAUUCUAAUGAAUCUACCAUGCUUGAAAAUUUACAACAGAUGCCAACAGAAGAAAAACAAACAAUUGAACAAAUAUCAUCAUUAUUUUCUAAACUUUCUUUAAAAAGUCGAAAUAUUGCUUUAGAAGGUUUAUUACACCAAUGCUGCUCAACACAAUUAUCAUUUCUUUCAAAUAGAUUAGAGGAUUUGAAUCGAAUAGAUUUUAUUGCACACCUUCCAGAGGAACUCUCACUUCAUAUUCUUUCUUAUUUGGAUGCAACCUCGCUGUGUCAUGCAGCUCAAGUUUCCAAACCAUGGAAAUUAUUAGCUGAUGAUGAUCAGGUGUGGCAUAAAUUAUGUGAACAACACAUUGAUAAAAAAUGUUAUAAAUGUGGUUGGGGACUUCCUUUAUUGGAAAAAAGAAAACAUAUGAAUAGAAGAAGAAUCCUUCAAAAUCCAUCACCUAUAAAAAGAGACACAAAACUAAUAACUACUAAACCCUGGAAAGAAAUCUAUUCAGAGCGUCUUGCCGUUGAAAGAAACUGGCGAAAGGGUAUGUAUAAUGCCCGUGUGUUGAAAGGACAUCGAGACGGGGUAACCUGCCUACAGUUCAACGAUGAGAAGAAUAUUCUAAUUAGUGGGUCUUAUGACGCAACUGUUAGAAUAUGGGAUAUUGAAAAAGGAGAAACUGUGCGUAUACUUACAGGACAUCUGAAUUGUGUCAAAACACUACAAUUCGAUGAUGUCAAGCUUAUAACAGGCUCUUUGGACCAUACGAUAAAAUUAUGGAAUUAUAAGACGGGGCAGUGUAUCAGGACGUUUUGUGGACACGCGGAUGGAGUUAAUUCUAUACAUUUCAAUGAACGGAUACUUGCUAGUGGAUCAGCCGAUUGGACGGUUAGGGUCUGGGAUUUCACAUCAUGCGAACAGUAUGCCCUGAGAGGCCACACGGAUCGUGUAAACUGUGUUAUAAUUUACAAACAGUCACAAGUCUUAUCUUCGUCAGAUGACUGUACGAUAAGAGUAUGGGAUUUACCAACAAAAUCUUGUGUGCGAGUAUUUACGGGGCAUAGAUUACAAGUACCCAUUGAUGUACAAAGAUGCGACGGAGGAGUUCAUGAAAACGAAGACUUACCUAUUAUUGUGUCGGGUUCGCUCGACAAUACAAUAAAAAUCUGGUGUUUUCAAACGGGAAAAUGUUGUAAAACGUUAUUUGGUCAUCUUGAAGGUGUUUGGACUCUAGCAUUAGAUAGAUUGAGGUUAGUGAGUGGUUCACAAGAUAAUUUGGUGAAGAUUUGGGAUAAGGAUACUGGAUAUGAUUUACACACCCUGGAAGGACAUAGCCAACCAGUGACAUGUGUCGCAUUGAGCGACACGAAAAUUAUUAGUGGCAGUGAUGACAAAGAAAUUAGAAUUUGGGAUUUUAAAGUUUAG
Entrophospora candida is the source of this 1524-nucleotide messenger RNA. The record is from the annotation of a GenBank genome assembly. Lineage: Eukaryota; Fungi; Glomeromycota; Glomeromycetes; Entrophosporales; Entrophosporaceae.